GCUCUUUCCUCGUUCCCGGGUGCUUCAUACGCUCGGCGUGAGGGAGGAGGAGGGGGGAGUAACCGUUGCCGGUUCUGCGCGAGCGAGAGAAAGAAAGAGAGAACUGAGGUUCCUUCCUUCCUCCCUGAGCGGAUUCUCGUGCUUCCCGCUCACCGGUGCUGCCAGCGGGAUGUGUCGGCAAGUUCCCAGCCGUAGCAGCAGCAGUGCUUGAAGGAUGUGGCGGAGGCGGCGCCGGUGGCUGUCGUAACACCGGCUGUGGAGGAACUCGGGAGCGCUCCGGUCGAUCUGUAGCUGGGCCCGUAGCGCCGGGGAAAGAAUCCCGCCUGGACCCCGGCGGCAGUCGACCCGCCCUAGGCUGCUUUCCUGCCUCUGCUCUCCCCGCUCCCUUCCAGGCCCUCGCGAGCCGGGGCUUGGGCGACGACGGCUCCGCAAGCCCCAGCGGCCUAGCAUGGCUUCUUCGUCCGGGAACGACGAUGACCUCACGAUCCCCCGAGCGGCGAUCAAUAAGAUGAUCAAGGAGACGCUGCCUAACGUGCGGGUGGCGAACGACGCCCGGGAGCUGGUGGUGAACUGCUGCACCGAGUUCAUCCACCUCAUCUCCUCCGAGGCCAACGAGAUCUGCAACAAGUCCGAGAAGAAAACCAUCUCUCCCGAGCACGUCAUCCAAGCUCUAGAAAGUUUGGGUUUCGGCUCCUAUAUCAGUGAGGUGAAAGAAGUCCUACAAGAAUGCAAAACAGUAGCGUUAAAAAGGAGAAAGGCUAGUUCACGUUUGGAAAACCUUGGCAUUCCUGAAGAAGAACUCUUAAGGCAGCAACAGGAGUUAUUUGCAAAAGCUAGACAGCAGCAGGCAGAGCUGGCGCAGCAGGAAUGGCUACAGAUGCAGCAAGCCGCUCAACAAGCACAGCUUGCUGCUGCCUCAGCCAGUGCAUCCAACCAGGCAGGAUCUUCUCAAGAUGAAGAUGAUGAAGAUGACAUCUGAGAUAUUCCUGGCUGAGUUUUGAUCCCUGCAAAGAAAUAGUUGUCCUACACAACGAAACCCAGUGAAACGAAUGCUUACUCGUAACUUUGUCUGCAUCUUGGACCGGCCGUUGGUAUUUUAGGGAUGUCUGCUGUUGUGUGCUGUACAUGUAAAAACUGUCUCUUUGAACUCUUGAAGACUUAAGGUUCAGUAUCAUAUCAACUUUGGAUUUUUAAUGGUGUUUAUUGAAAUUUUAGAUAGCCGUGCGUCACUUAUUUGAUCAACAGUGUUACAAUAAAAAGUUUAUAAAAUAUAAUGGAAUUUAUACAGAAGCUCUAAAUUCACAUUUACAUGUCUCUUCCCUUUUAACUAUAGAAUCUUAUGUAGAAAAUUUUUAAUUUUUUUUUUGAACAGAAUAGGUGUCUAAUCUGCUUUAGGGAAGAAAAGCAAAGGGUUCAGUGUAAUUUUGUCUGAAUUCUUUGUCCUUUUAAAUUAGGAGAUACAUAAAAUACGGCAAUAAACUAUGUGCUCAAAUACCACACUUGUUAAAAAUCUGAGAAAUGAUACAUUUUUUGCCAAACUAGGAACAUGUAUGUUUAAUAGGAGUUGUACAGAUUCAAUCUUUUUUUGUAUAGGGGUGAGAAAAACCCAAGAUUUUAUUAUGGUAUUCAUUGUCUUGAGCAAAACAAAUUAUUUCAUUUCAAAUACUGCCCACUUCGAGGAACGAAAACAGUUCCUGUUUCAUAGCAGCUUAACUUUAACUAUAGAAGGUAUUACAUGCAUAGUCCAGGCAUGUUCAUAGUGUUCAAAUAUAAAGGUAGAGCUUGAUGGGAGUUAUUUUAAUUCAGUUUUGGCUAGGAAUGCUUCAAUAGUCAGACCUUUAGAAAGAACCCUUGAAACUAAUGAGCAUGCUCACAGUGAGAGGAAUUUUUAUUUAACUCUAAUUCCUUAUUAGUUGUCAACACUUUGUUAACAGUUUUCAAACUAGUGUACCAAUAGAAAAGAUUGUCCUGUGAAACUGCCUGCUUCUUUGUUCAAGUAGGAUUGUAGUUUAUAAAUGAUUCAUUUCCAAGUUUUGGGUGACUGAACUCCUAGACUGACAAACAGGACUUAAAUGAAGCAAAAUUCUUUUGAGUGUGAUGGCAGCAGCCAUUUUUCGUACAUGCACCGCUUGUAUAUUCGCAUUGAAAUAAAGAACAGUAGAGUCCAUUAUAGAAUUUGAAAAUAUACUUGAAGAAAUGUCACAUGUUGUUCUGAUAAUAUGGAGGUUUAAUCUCAAACAUCUUGCAUAUUAUAUGUAGGCAACUGCAUCAGACCACAUUAUGGGACUGUGUGGACUGUAAAUAGCCUUGGUGGCUAUUGAAAAUUGUCCAAGAACUGAGAUCAAAAUGGAGAAAGUCUUGUUUGUGAAUCAGACACCAAUCUGGGAGUCAAAUUAAGGUUUUCUUGAAUCGCAAUUAGUUUAAGAGGGCUCAUAUGAAAUAACAUGCACUCUUCAUACAGUGGUGGCGAAGAGAGAAAUUAGUAUGAACAUUAAGCUGAAACACCUUUGUGGAUUCAGCAGAAAAGUAUUGAACUAGAUCUGGUUAAGGAUCCAGUCUUUGCAAUGGUUGAAGUACCAAAGGUAGGAACACUAGGUUAGUGAAACAAUGUUAACGUGCAGUGUUGGCUUUUCUAAUUUGUACUGUAAUACCUUUACCCUUCCUGUUUUAAAUGAGGUUUUUUUCCUUUUAAGCAAGCAAGAAAGAUAUACUUUCACACUUUUUUCUGAUGCAGGAUUCAGGUUAAUAUUUUACUGCAUCUGGUAUGUAUCAUUUAAUAUGUUGGAAUCCCUAUGACCUUUCUUUGAACAUUCUUGUGCUUUUUCAUAUGCUGUAUUCCUCAAGCAAUAAAAUUCAAAUGUGUUUUUAUAUUUAA
Heteronotia binoei (common prickly gecko) is the source of this 2875-nucleotide messenger RNA. It is a transcript of the gene DR1, whose product is annotated as down-regulator of transcription 1. Gene Ontology annotation, cellular component: negative cofactor 2 complex. Gene Ontology annotation, molecular function: protein heterodimerization activity; general transcription initiation factor activity; core promoter sequence-specific DNA binding. Lineage: Eukaryota; Metazoa; Chordata; Lepidosauria; Squamata; Gekkonidae. The record is from RefSeq and is a predicted model, not a curated record. Gene Ontology annotation, biological process: positive regulation of transcription by RNA polymerase II; negative regulation of transcription by RNA polymerase II; chromatin remodeling. The coding region runs from base 449 to 979 and encodes 176 amino acids. The transcript is spliced from 3 exons.